Ziziphus jujuba (common jujube) is the source of this 2252-nucleotide messenger RNA. Its product is annotated as IQ domain-containing protein IQM1. NCBI's taxonomy places the organism in Eukaryota, Viridiplantae, Streptophyta, Magnoliopsida, Rosales, Rhamnaceae. The record is from RefSeq and is a predicted model, not a curated record. The transcript is spliced from 10 exons. Bases 359 to 2017 code for a protein of 552 amino acids.
UCAUGCAACAAACCCCACCUCCAUAUUUGGUCACAGAAAUUUAAGCACGAACGCUAAAAUUGAUAUUUCUCUAAAACUUCCUUGAAGGUCCGGUGAACCCGACACAGUCUUAAGUCUCCACUGUGGUAGCUAGCCUCCCUGUCCUGUCGUGGGCUGGCGGUCACCGUUGUUUGUUGUGUUCUAAGUUCGUAGUUUUAUAUGGUUGAAAGUUGAGAGAGUUGAUAGUGAGAUAAAAGGGGAAAAGCCAAAACAAAGACAAACAGUGCUUGUUCAAGUCCCAAGCAGAGUUUUGGAUUUUCGGGUUUUGGUCAUCAUUGAGUUGCAAAUUGAAGUCUGUUUCUAGCUGUUGGCAAAAUAUAUGGGUCUGUCUUUUUCCUUACUCCUAUCCGCGUGUAAGGAAAUUCUGAAGCACAAGAUUUUUAGAUUACCGGAGAGCUUCGAUGCCGUCCUCAUGAGGUCCAUGAGCUUCGAAGGCAAAGAUGAAAAGGGUGUCUUGAAAUCAUCUAGCUUCAAAAAACAAGAUUCAGAAACUGUAACAACUUCCAAUUUUGGGUCAGGUAAAAUGGUUACGGAGAGGUCAAUGAGCUUCAAAAAUGGGGAAUCCAAAGAAUUGAAGCCUGAACAUAAUUCCGUUCCUGAUCACCAAAAAGGUUCAGGGUCAAAAGCUUCAACGCUUAGAAGCCCAGAAAAAGUGCAGAUACAGAAACCCACAAUUCUGCUUCCGGAACCAGUGAUAAUGUUUUCACCAAGGCCAGUUAGUGAGCUUGAUGCUGCUGCAACCAAGCUUCAGAAAGUGUACAAGAGUUACAGGACCAGACGGAGCCUUGCAGAUUGUGCAGUUGUAGUUGAGGAACUCUGGUGGAAGGCCCUGGACUUUGCUGCUCUAAAACGGAGUUCAGUGUCAUUUUUCAACAUUGAGAAAAAUGAGACUGCACUGUCCCGAUGGUCACGUGCUAGGACAAGGGCUGCCAAGGUUGGAAAGGGCUUGUCUAAAGAUGAGAAGGCUCAGAAAUUAGCUUUACAACAUUGGCUUGAAGCUAUUGAUCCACGACAUCGAUAUGGACAUAAUCUACACUUCUAUUAUGAUGUUUGGUCCGAAAGCAGGAGCACCCAACCAUUCUUUUACUGGUUGGAUGUGGGUGAUGGUAAAGACUUCAACCUUAAGAAGUGCCCCAGGACUGUUUUACAACAUCAAUGCAUCAGAUAUCUCGGACCAAAUGAAAGGGAGGCAUAUCAAGUAAUUGUGGAAGAUGGAAAGCUAACAUACAAGCAAGCUGGUGUGCUUGUUGACACAGUAGAAGGGUCAAAAUGGAUAUUUGUGCUGAGCACUUCAAGAGCUUUAUACGUGGGGCAGAAGAAAAAGGGUGUUUUCCAGCAUUCAAGUUUUCUGUCUGGAGGGGCCACAACCGCAGCUGGAAGACUAGUUGCACAUGAUGGGGUUCUUGAGGCUAUAUGGCCAUACAGUGGUCACUAUCUUCCAACAGAUGACAAUUUCAAGGAAUUCAUUAGCUUCUUGGAGGACAACCAUGUAGAUCUAACCAAUGUCAAACAAUAUGCAGUAGACGAUGACAGCCGCUCAUAUAAUAAAGCUAAGAGUGACAAGUCGAAGUCAGAGGAGGUGGAAAGUUUAUCCACAACAGCAACACUGACAUUGGACAUAAAUUCUGCUGUGAAUGGAAAUGGGCCCAUCAACGACAACCAAUCUUCCAUCCCAGCUGUUGAUCAACAAGAUAUGGUGGAGAACAGAUCAGAAGCGCCAGUGUUCGACUUGGCCAAACGUUUGUCUUGCAAGUGGACGAGUGGAGUUGGUCCACGUAUUGGGUGUGUGAGAGACUAUCCUACAGAGCUGCAAUUCAGAGCACUGGAGCAAGUGAACCUAUCACCCAAACUUGCAACGGGACAUGUUGGGAACUGUGGUCCUAUUCCUUCACCGAGGCCUAGCCCAAAGAUGCGAGUCUCACCUAGGCUUGCCUAUAUGGGUCUCCCUAGUCCACGGCUACCUUCACCUGCAACUUGACACGUGUCCAAGGCUCACUGCUCAAUACCAUUUCAGAAAAUAAAAUAGUUAGGCACCUCUUGUGCUCUCUAUAGCAUGAUCUUUAUUCUAUGGGAGUUAGAAUUUAAUGUUAUUCGUUCAUUUUAUUAAUUUUUUUUUUUUUUGGGGGGUAAUAAUCUCAAGUUGUACAUAUGUUCUUCCUAUGUAUUACUGAAUUUAGAUUAUAGAAAGAGAAUUUUCUUUUAUUUUGUUUUUA